GACAAAUGCUGCAGCGGGGGCUCCGCAUCCUCCCACGCAGGACGUCCGUCGCCACGACGACGCAACAUAAACUGCAGGGCAGCGACGCGAGUCGACGCGUCUCGUCCGUCGAGGCGGCCCCCGACUCGGUCGAGGCGACGCCUGCCUCGACUGAGACGACCCCCACUCUGAUCAACACAUCAAGGUCACUCACCGGCGUCACGGCAGAUUCGCUACCCGCCUCCACGCCGCGCCGGAGGCGCCAUCCAGCCACCAAACCACGAUUAGACUCGGAAGUGCCGGCGACUACGACUGCGCCUCCUAGUGGCAAGGCAUCGUCGCGCUCUGCCGCGAGGAAAAAGCGCGCGACGGCGCGCGCCAACAAUCGGCGGACGAGCGAACCGGACGCUGUUUCCGCGAUGAUGGCAGACGCAGUCGCGCCGGCGAGCGAGGGCAAGCCGGAGGUUGUUACCGCGGCGACGAAGGGUAGCGAGGUGGAGGGCGUUACCGCGGCGACGAAGGGUAGCGAGGUGGAGGGCGUUACCGCGGCGACGAAGGGUAGGAAGAGGUGGAGGUUGAGGAUACGCGUGGGGCGGCGGCGGCAGCGGCGCGGCAGGCGAGGCGGCGGCAGCGGCAGCGGCGAGGAGGCGACGACGGUUUGGAGGUGGCCUCGCGUUCUGUGUGAAGCACGCGCGAGGAGGGAAGGAAGUAUGUGCAGAAGAUCCGCACGGUCACACGGACAGCUGACAAGCUCAUGCAUCAAGGGAUCAAAUCACAUACAGGUACAAGCACGGCAAUUUAGUACACAAGACCAGCAUCAAGACGGUGCACGCAAAAACGAGCGGGGAGGCCACCAAACCGCCCAAACGUGGGGGUCGCCAGCCAAAACAAACAGUGGCGCCGCCUGCCGGGGAAGAUAGACUGUCUCCGACUGUGCGCGUCGAAGACGUGCCGGCGUCGCCCCCUAGUGCUGUUACACUGGCAGAUGGCACCACUAUUAAAACCGAGAGCGACUCUUCCGUCGGUAUUCCCUAUGCAAUACCAGCGGUGCACCUUCCGCGACCGCCCGGACUCUUUGAGCAGCCUCUCAUCGUCGCGGGGAAGAGGCAGCGACGCAUGACGACCGUCGCCGAGGAGUACCUUCUGGACGAGGAGAUGAGGAAGAGAGGAGCGCGCAGCAUCCCUCGCGAGGAGCAGCAGGCUGACCAGAAAGCCACGCUGCAGAAGUGCCUCCAGAUCGUCAAGCGUGCGAAGAAGAAGCUGAGCGGGAAAACCGAGGUUGCCAUGACGACGGCGACGGAGCGGCGGAGCAAGGACAGACUGCCGACGUCGUUGGUGGAAUGGGCGAAGAAAGGUUUCGCGAAGAUCCGACCGAAGGUUAAUUCGGCAGCGCAGAACCUUCUUCCGCCGCCUUCGCUGAUCAGGAGAACAUACCCAGAGGCUGACCCCUACCAUCCGCGCUGCAUGGUAUGCGACACCUACGCCUUGCACACAAUCAGCCUCCACUAUGACAAGCUGGUCUGCAACAGCUGCCGCAAGUUCUACCGCACGCUGUUCACAGACAUCGGAUUCGAACGCUGUCGGACGAUGGGGGAGCUGUCGUGCGACUGUGGCGUUCGCACGUGUCGCGUGUGUCAUGAGGAAAUGUGUCGAGGUAUUCGGGAGUCUCGCCUUAUACCGGCAACGGCGACAGAAGUAAAACAAGUUCAACCGAGCGCCCAGUAA
This is a messenger RNA of Priapulus caudatus, 1704 nucleotides long. RefSeq lists its product as uncharacterized. The transcript is spliced from 6 exons. The record is from RefSeq and is a predicted model, not a curated record. NCBI's taxonomy places the organism in Eukaryota, Metazoa, Priapulida, Priapulimorpha, Priapulimorphida, Priapulidae. Bases 1096 to 1704 code for a protein of 202 amino acids. Gene Ontology annotation, biological process: regulation of DNA-templated transcription. Gene Ontology annotation, molecular function: zinc ion binding; sequence-specific DNA binding; DNA-binding transcription factor activity.